AUGACUCAACCACAAUCCAAUCUAAAAAAUUUGUCAGAAGGCAGCGAAGAAUCUCUCCGUGCCCUCAUCCAAGCUAUCAUCCCAGAAGCUGCCGAUGCCUCAUCGAAUAGAAAACUUGGCCCAGAUGCUAUUGAAAAGCUCACUCAAAAGCUUACUGAACUAAUGGGACCUGAAGCUGCUGAGGCUUUCCAGCAAGGCCGUAAUGAGCGCGGUGAAAUGUUAAAUGAAGAGGGGCUACCUAUCAUCGAAAUAACUGAGCCUGAUGAUGCAACUUCGAUAUCCAUGGCCUCGCCUGCUACCGUCGAGCCCUUGGUCCCUUUGGCAUCACUUUCGCCACUUGAUCGAGAAAGGAUGCGAAAAAAGCGGGAUCGAAUUCUAGACCUUUUGGAAGAAGAAGAAAGGCAGAUUGAACUUCGUGAACAAGAACGACGAAAUCAAGAAAAUGAUGAAGCCCUACAGAAGCGCACAGAAGAUACUGCGAAACAAAAGGAAAAGUUAAAAGAGGCAAAAGAGUUACAGAAAAAGAUGGGCCGCGCCUUGUUAAAAAAUAUAGGCAGGGCUAAAGAAGUCGAAGAGCAAGAGAGGGAAGCCCAGCGUCUCAAAGAUGAGCAAGCGGAUUUACAACGCAAGUCUCCGUCUGGGAAGAAAAAAACAGUCGCAUUUGUCGAAAAUCCAGAGAGUAUGCAAAAGUCAGAGGGAAACGAGGUGAUCGCUAGUUCUAACUGGGGAGACGUCACUCCAGCAAGGCUUCAAAAUACCAAGCGAGCGACAUUAGCAUCUCAGUCUCUUCUCGACAUGCACCCUAUGAAAAUGUCUGUUGUCGAACGCCUCCCGGGGGGGCAAGGUACUUUGCCAAAAUCUCCUUUACCAUUACAGAAUAUGGUUGACUCGGACGACGAAUCCGACGAGGGAAGUAACACCGAAUCGUCAGAAGAUUAUGAUGAGAUGAUCGAUGUCAAUCCCAUCUUAGAGACUGACGAAUUCGAAUUCGACUUUGCUCAGCAACAACGCGAGAUUGCCCUGGAAUAUUAUAAUAAACGGAACACCAUUGGUCAAGCAACGGCCGCUGCAAUAAUGAAUCAUUCUCAUGAAUUAGAUGUCCAUAGGGAAGCAACCACAGAACCUGUUCGGGAGGGCCAGAAACCCGUCAUGUCUCAGUUUAGAGCACAAAAACUCGCUUCUGCAUAUGGAGCUUCUGCCGCACUAGAAUCGGAAUCAGUCUCGUUAGGUGAAUCUGUAUUACCAGCAUCCUCGACACGUACAAUCCAACGUGCCAUCAAGACAGGCAAACUGGAUUUAGACGGCAAACUCGUUGGCGCAGAAGCAGACAGUGAAAGUGACGAGGAAGACCAUGCAAUGCGAGAAGUCCUCGAACUCUUGAAAAAGGGCGAGGUAUAUAACCUAGGUCCAAAUGGCGAAUACCUUCAUACAGUUCAUCCAAAUCAAAUACCUCAGACGCAUAACAUGACCGUCCAACCAUCUUCUGGUGCCCAAGGAACACCUCAGCGGUGGGGUAAUAUGCCGCCACCUCCACCACUCAAAAAGCCCACAGUAUCGAAAUUUAAAGCAUCGCUUGCAGCGUCAGGCCGGCCAGGUUCCAAACAUACCUCAAACUCGAGUACAUCUUUAUCCAACAUCUCUUCGCCCUCUGUUACUCCUGUGUUCCAUGAUGAAAGGUCCUCCCCCAAACUCGAUUUAGAAUCUCGGAAAUUUGUGAAAGACUAUAUGAAGGCAGAUACGCGAACCACUGACACAGGUUUGGCUUCAAAGGUUCCCAAUUCGUCAAAUUUCUCUAUGAUUGUAGAAUCUCCGUCAUUUCCAAAGCCUCGAGAAGGGAUGUCGUCAACUAGUUCACUGUCUUAUCAUUUACCGGCAGAGACAUCUAGGCGGCCGGAAAGACCGCCCGCUGUCAUAUCAACUGUGCGCGAGUCGACUCCACAACCAACCGCCUCAGCGCAUGCACCGCCUGUAGAUGAAACCAAACCCGGCAAAAAAAUUUCGAAAUUCAAAGCAGAAAGAAUGUAA
Messenger RNA from Psilocybe cubensis, 2025 nucleotides. RefSeq lists its product as uncharacterized. The transcript has 4 exons. NCBI's taxonomy places the organism in Eukaryota, Fungi, Basidiomycota, Agaricomycetes, Agaricales, Agrocybaceae. The record is from RefSeq and is a predicted model, not a curated record. The coding region runs from base 1 to 2025 and encodes 674 amino acids.